Messenger RNA from Ylistrum balloti, 1023 nucleotides. Its product is annotated as coiled-coil domain-containing protein 1-like. Lineage: Eukaryota; Metazoa; Mollusca; Bivalvia; Pectinida; Pectinidae. The record is from RefSeq and is a predicted model, not a curated record. The transcript has 3 exons. The coding region runs from base 1 to 1023 and encodes 340 amino acids.
AUGGAUAAGAUAAUGGACAGAAAGUUGGAAAGAUUAAGAGAAGAUAUUAGGGAGGAGAACCGUGUGUUGGUGGAUCAGUUAGAAGGACGAAUUUUCGAACUUGAAAAGGAAAACGAUGUUCUACGAGACAGGGUGGAGAAGCUGGAGGACCAUGUGAGAGAGUCCGAGAAAUUCAACGCCUCUCUUGACUAUAAGUUGAACGACUUAGAACAGCACGGCAGAAAAAAUUCCAUCCGUAUUGUUGGACUGGAGGAUACUAAUGAACGAGAAUCGGUGGACGAAUGUGUUGGAAAAAUUGUGACUUUUGUGCGGAACUCCCUCGGAAUCGACAUAGAGCAGCAGGACAUAGACAUUGCCCAUAGGGCGAUACAACAGAGAGAAGCCGCGAACCAUAAUCUGAAAAAACAGCAAAAUAAAAGUGAAGAUAUUAUUAAUAAAGAGAUACAGAGGUUGGAGGAACAAGAGCAAGUAGAUACUGAAGAAUUAGAAAAUAAGAAGAAAGAAUUAGAAAAUAUUAGACUUAAGAAGAUUAGAGGUAGUAUUGUAAGAUCUAGGGCAAGAUGGCAAGAAGAAGGUGAAAAGCCGACUAAAUAUUUUUUUAAUUUAGAAAAUAGAAAUUUUAUCUCUAAAAUAGUACCAAAAAUAGAGAAAGAAACUAAUGUCAUAAUAACACAGCAGGAGGAUAUUCUUGAGGAGGUACGUUCUUUUUAUGAAAAAUUGUAUGAUGACAGUAGUGAAAUAGAAGAUGUUGAUUUUACAGAAUUUUUAGAUGUAUUUGAUGUUCCAAAAUUAGAUAAUGAUGAAGCUAAAAAUUUAGAAGGGUUAAUUACUGUAGAAGAAGCAGCAAAAACUUUGAAAAACAUGAAAAAUAACAAAAGUCCAGAGUAUGAUGAUGUUGUUAAUGAUGACGCUAUUGAUAAUGAUGAUGACGAUAAUGUUGAUAAUGAAGAUGAUGAUGGAAUGAUGGAUGACUACGAUGUUGGUGUUGAUGAUGAUGAUGAUGAUGUUGAUGAUGACUGUUGA